AUGACUACUAUCAAGACUACUUGCUACGACCCUAUAUUCUCCAUCAUGGAUUCUUAUUGGCCCAUCUGCCUCACCAAAACCUUUGGUUUCAACGAUGAGAACGGCAUCCUACCCAUGGGGAGUGUCUCCGCAGCCUUGACUGAGAACCCUCGGAACGGAGCUCUCACACUACCCCCGGCACCUCAGCUGCUUGGUGGGUCUCAGCAUCUUGCUAUGAUGACCGGGAAGUUCUGGAGACCUGGCCGAGAACUCAAUAUUGGGUUCCAGGGUGGUUCUUCCUGGCAGAAGGAUCAAGUCAAAACAUAUGCUCCACAGUGGACCCAGUAUGCAAACCUCAAUUUCACUUUUGUCGACUCGGGCGGAGUGGACAUUCUCAUCGCAUUCAAACCUGACUCGGCAUCCUGGUCCUUGAUGGGUACAGACUCUUCCCUCGCCAGCUCACAGAACCAGACGUCCAUGAAUCUCGGAUGGAUUGAGGAGAGCAAUUCAGAAGAUGGCAUCCGCUCUGUCAUCCUUCAUGAGUUUGGACAUGCGCUUGGUAUGAUCCAUGAGCAUCAGAAUCCAUAUGCCAACAUCUCGUGGAACAAGGACAAGGUCUACAAGGAUCUUUGCGGUCCCCGCCACAACUGGACCAAGGCCGAGGUUGACUACAAUAUCUUCCCUCUCACGUCAGACACUCAGGCCUCAGCCUUCGACCCGGAUAGCAUCAUGCUGUACCAAAUCCCUGACGAAUGGACCACAGAUGGGAAGGGCACUAGCAACAAUGUGGUUGAUCUCUCUGCUCUGGACAUGGAAUACGUCAAGUUCUGCUAUCCAGCUGACACUUAUGAUGCUGGACAGUUCAACACUAUGGAGAUCCGCCCCGAGGACAAACCGCAGCUGGUCAAUGACAAGGUCAAUCAGGCCGCCAACAUCAGCAUUACCGCUGCCACGAGCGAAGCCACGACCGAGAACUUCAAGGCCUCACUGCACAGCUGGGCCGACACUGUCCUCUACUCGGCUUCUAUGACAUACCUGGAGAAGAGUUCAGCCUUCAACUACACCCAGACGGGCGUCUACAACACCCAGGAGACCCGCCCCUGGAACGAGCCGCAGCUGAUGAACUCGAAGCGCAUCAACUUCACCACGCCGUUCAGCGCCCCGCCCAAGGUGGUCACCUGGCUGCAGUCGCUGGACAUGGACAAGAGCAAGAACUGGCGCAUCAUAGCCUCCGCGACCGACAUCGACAAGAACGGUUUCACCAUCCACGCCGACUCGUGGGCCGACUCGAUCCUCUACUCCGCCGGCGUCACCUGGCUGGCGCACCCGGCGGAGCAGCCGGGGGUCACCAGCGGCAGGAUCGACACCCAAGACGUGCGCCCCUGGCAGAAACCGCAGCACGAGAACUCGGGCGUCAGAGACUUCGGUGUGGCGUUCUCGGGGACGCCCAAGGUUAUCAUGGCGCUUGACUCCUUGGACUACGAUCACAGCAGGAACCUGCGGGUGCGGUUGAGCACGUCCUUCGUCAACAGCACGAGCAUGACUUGGCACCUUGAGAGCUGGUGGGACUCCAUCAUGUACAGUGCCGGUGCGUCUUUCUUUGCCUGGACUUGA
Diaporthe citri is the source of this 1593-nucleotide messenger RNA. RefSeq lists its product as uncharacterized. Gene Ontology annotation, cellular component: cell surface; protein complex involved in cell adhesion; extracellular matrix. NCBI's taxonomy places the organism in Eukaryota, Fungi, Ascomycota, Sordariomycetes, Diaporthales, Diaporthaceae. The transcript is spliced from 3 exons. Gene Ontology annotation, molecular function: metalloendopeptidase activity; N-acetylgalactosamine binding; oligosaccharide binding. The coding region runs from base 1 to 1593 and encodes 530 amino acids. Gene Ontology annotation, biological process: proteolysis; cell-cell adhesion. The record is from RefSeq and is a predicted model, not a curated record.